Messenger RNA from Sorghum bicolor (sorghum), 1106 nucleotides. RefSeq lists its product as uncharacterized. Lineage: Eukaryota; Viridiplantae; Streptophyta; Magnoliopsida; Poales; Poaceae. The record is from RefSeq and is a predicted model, not a curated record. The coding region runs from base 62 to 748 and encodes 228 amino acids. The transcript has 2 exons.
ACGCACCAUCCCCGAAAAGCUUCUCUCCCGUUAAGCCAGGCCGGCGAGGCUGCGUGCGUGCAUGCAUGCGGCGACGUCGGCCGGCGGCUGCAGCAUGGCCCUGAUCGACCUCGGGCGAGGAGGCGGCGGCGGCGGCUCAGGCACCGCGCCGGCCAAGCCCCGGCUGGUGAUGAUCGUCGCCGAUCCCGGCCGCGAGUCGACAGCGGCGAUGGAGUGGGCGCUCUCCCACGCCAUUGUCGAGGGCGAUGACAUCAUGCUCCUCCACGUCAACAUGCCCUACCCCCACAACGGGGCCGCCGGUCCCUCACGCUCCUCGUCUGGCGGGAGCACCGGUUCCCCGAUCGCCGCGCUCCUAGGUGGAGGUGGUGGCUCGGGCGCCGGCGGCGCGGAUCCUCAUCCGGUGGAUUUCGUGGAGGCGAUGCGCGCCGCGUGCAGGGCGCGGUACCCCCGCGCGCGGGUGCACGGGGAGCGCGUCGAGCCCGCUACCGAGGGCCGGGAAGCCAAGGCGCAGACCAUCCUCGCCGAGUCCCAGCGACGCGGCGUCGAGGUCCUCGUCAUUGGCCAGCGCCGCGUGUCGUCCUUCCUCGGGUUAAGGAGCCCGAGCGGGUCGAGCCGCGGGCACGACACCACGGCGGAGUUCUUGAUCGAGCAUAGCAAGUGCCUGUGCGUAAGCGUGCAGAAGAAGGGCCAGAAUGCCGGAUACCUGCUCAACACAAAGACCCACAAAAACUUCUGGCUCCUAGCAUGAACGUAUAUGUACUCGAUCCAUGGAUCGAUCGGUCAGGCUUGUUUUAAUGUAUGUACAUACGUACAUUAGGCAUCUUGCGCAUAUGCUCCUACACUAUGCUUGCUUCGAUCAUUUUACCAGUUAGAUCCUUGCAUGCUCGAACCGGCGGGUGGGAACAAACAAUGUCCGGCUUUAAUUUGUUCGUGAUUCGCGCCACCCGCUCUCUUUUUAACUGACCACUUGGGGCACCUCGGCUUACCGCGUGGGGUGGACAUCUAGUACAUAAACAGAGCGUCGAGACGCUGAACCGUAUGCCCUUGUUUUUCCCCAGUUUUUUUUUCAUGAUGCGGCCAAGCACAUGUUUCAAUACUAGCAAAAA